AUGAUAAGCAGGGAAUUAAAUAUAUAUGAAAAACUCGAUAAAAUUCUAUCGGAUGUAUUAAGAAAAAUAGAUGAAGAAUUUAAAAACUUAGGUGAAAAGCAGAAUGAACAUAUAUAUAGAAAAUUUUAUGAGUUAUUUAAUAAGGAAAGUUAUAUAGAAAAGUUAAAUCAUAAUGAUUUAAUAAAAACUUAUAAAGAUAAAAAUAUCCAUAAGUAUUUAUUCUACAUGUUUGAAAGUUUACUUAACAAAAUUAUCUUAACAAAAAAUUUAAAUUAUGUAGAUUUCCUAUUCUUAAUUUUAAGAUACAUUACAUAUAUGUGGGUAUUUUUAUCUAAAGAUGAUAAAUUAGUUUUAAUAUUUUAUUAUUAUUUUAAGUUUGUUGAUUUAUUAUUUAAUAUAAAAUUCAUUAAAUGUUCUUUUUUAAUAAACAUAUACAACAUUCUUAUAUAUUUUUAUAUUAAAGGUAAUAAAAAAAUUGUUUUUACUGUAAAAAAUUUAAAUGAAAAAGAGGUGAGCUCUUAUAUAAAAGAUGUAAUAUUAGAAUUAAAUAAAAUUAUUAUAAAUGAAAAUAGUAAUUUUAUAAAAAGUUUUGAAAAAGAAAGUUUUAUUGAUUUUCAAAAUGAUAUAUCAGAAAAGUUUCAUAAAAUAAAUUCAACAAAUAUAGAAGAUGUUGGUAGUAUGAAUUAUUAUAAUUUAUAUAAUUAUAUUUGGAUGUGCUACUAUGAAGAUAAUAAUAUUUUUGAAGAAAAAAAAGGAGAUAACGAAGAACCAAAUAAGAAAAAAAAAAGUGGAAAUGAAAAAAACUUCUCUUUAAUAUUAAAAUAUGUAAAUAAUAGAAAUAUUGAAAAUAUAUUAGGUUUAAAUUUUUUUUCCAUUAAGAGUAGCUAUAAUAUGUUUAUAAACUUUGUUAAGAAUUUGUUUAAAAUAACGUUUUAUGAUUUUAAUAUAUUUUUUUUUUUUUUGAAUUUGUUAAAUUUGGAAUUCUUUUUUAUCUACUUUCACAUUUUUGAGAUCCUUUUUUAUAUAAGAACUAUAGAAAAUAAAAAAGAGGAAAUAAAAAAAACAAAAAUAAUAUCAUUUGAUACAAAUAUUAAUAAUUCUGUAUCUCCUAAAUUAACAAAAAAAAUGGAUAAUUUACAAAAUAAAGAAGAUAAUUUUAAUGAAUGUAUCUUUUUAAAUAAUAAGAAUAAUAAGAAAAUAUUAUGGAGUAUUAUGUUUGAUGAAUUAAGAAAAAAUUUUAUUGCUGAUACGAAAAAUGUUAAUUACACAUUAAAAGUCUUAAAAUUUACUUUUAAUUUUUUUUUAUUCGACGAACAUUUUUUUUUGAAAAAUAAUUUAAGUGAAAAUUUCGUAAUAAAAAAGGAAUAUAAUUUUUCAUUUAUUUCACCUAUAUAUUUAAAAGAAUUAUUAAAAUUUAAUUUAAGUUACCUUUGUAAUUUAAUGAAUUCUAGAAAUUUAAAUGAUGAAAUUGUUUUCAAGGCUACUUCUUAUGUAUUUUAUCUUUUGUCCAAGUUAAUAUGCAAUGUAAAUAAUAACAUUAAAAAAUUUAUUUUAUUGAAUAAUGAUAAUAAUCUAAGUUUUAUCUCUCUUAUUUCUUAUAUUCAUAAAUACUUUAAAAAACUCUAUAUUGAUAAGAACACAGACGAAGUAUUACAAAAUGGAAAAGAGGAUAAUAAUAUAAAUAGCACUUAUAAAUUAAAAUAUUCAUUUACAACAUUAGAAAAAUUAUAUAAAAAAAUUCAAGAAUGCUUAUAUGUUGUUUUGACUAUUGAUGAUUUUGUUGAAAAUUAUAUAAAAAAAUUUAUAAACUCAGAUAAUAAUUGUGCUAAUAAUUAUGAUUUGUAUACUUGUGUAAUUAUAAAAAUAAAUAAAAUUAAUAUGUUUUAUUCUAAUUUAGAUAUAAUUAAAAUAUUAUCAGAUAAAGAUAAAAGUAUAUUUAGAAAAUAUAUAUAUACAAUAAAUAAAAAUCAUGAAAAUUUUAUUUCUUUGUUUUCUUUCCUAUUAAAUAUAGAUUUUAAAGAAAAUGAAAAUGAAUUAAUUUUGAAGAAAUAUAUCCUUGAUUUAAAAAAAAAAAAUUACAAAAGCAAAAAACUUAUAAAACUAAUGAAACCUUAUCAUUCUCCAUUAAAGUACAUUAUUUUAAAAAAUGAAAUUCAUGAAAGUAAUAUAAAAAAAAAUUCAUUAAAGAGGAACGAAAAGGAAGCAAAAUUGUACCAAUCCAAUUAUGGAUAUUUCAUAGAAAAUAAUGAAUCAGAAAAAUUAAAUGAUAAAAAAAAAAUAGACAAAUACCAAUUAGACAAUAAUAUAGAAAAAGAAAAUGGUAUCUACGAAGAAGCUAAUGACUCUAGUUGUGAAGAUAGUGAUACAGAUGAAGAUGAUGAUGGAGAUGAUGACGAAAGUGACGAUAAAUAUACUGAUGAUGAUGAGAGAAGCGAUAAAUUUAAUUGUGAAAAUAAGGAAUAUAUAAAAUUAAAAGAAGGAAAAAUUAAUACAAUGAAAAAAAAAAAAAAAGAUAUGCCUAUAUUCGAAAAUUCCUUUUUUUACAUAAACAAAAACUUUAAAAAAAUAAAUAUUGAUUUAAAAAUUUUUUGUCAUAAUAUAAUUUUAUCUGCGAAAAGAUGUAUACUAAUUUCAGAGAGUUUACUGGAUUAUUUUAAAAAGAAUAAAGAAUAUGAAGUUAAUUUUAAUAUUUUUGUAUGUAAAAGUAUAUUUGUUAACUUUCUGAAAGUAUCUCUUCUAAAUAUUAGUCUUUUUUCUUAUAUAUGCAGCAAAUUAAAGUUUGAUGAUGUUUUAAAACUAAUUUAUGAUUCAAAUUUAGUAAUAUUAGCUUAUAAUAUUUUUGAUAAGUAUGUUAGUUUUGUAUUGGAUCAAAAUAUUGAAAAAUUAAAUCAAUAUAGAAACAAUUUUCAUUUUUCUACCAAAAAAUUAAAUAAAAAGGAAAAAUUUUCCAAUAAAUCUGAUGAGAAAUCGUUCAUUUACUAUCAUUUAUAUCUUGAUGAUAUAUAUGAAAUUUUAAGUGAUAAAGAACAUAAGAGCAAUUUUUUUUUAUCAGAUAAUAAUGAAUUUAUUGAAACAUUAUAUUUAAACACUUUUUUAAUUACUAUAAACAUUAUAUCUGUAUGGGAGAUAUAUUUAGAAAUCCCUUUAGAGGUUCUUAAUAAAAUGAAAUACACUUUUUUUGAAUUAUUUUAUAAUACUACUAUUAAAAUUGUAAAAUUCAUUAAAAAAGAUAAGAGCUUCUUUUUUUUAUUAAAUAUUUUAAAAUUUAUUUAUACAAAAUUUAUAAGUUUGCCUUUUAAUCCAAUAAAUAUACAUACAACAAUUAAAUUGCACGAUUUUUAUGAAUUUCUUAUUAAUGAGAAUUAUACUGAUUUAAAAAAAGAAGAUAAAUUCAGUAAUGACAAUAUUUAUUUGAAUUCUGUUAGCCCCUUAAAAUUAUUAAGUAAUAAAAUAGAUGAGAUGCCUGAUAAGGACAAAGAUAUUAACAAUUUUAAUCAUACUAAUGUAUUGAGUAUCAAUAAAAAAAAAAGAGUAAGCAUAGGGGGUUUAAUUCCUGUAUUUUUAAAUAAUGAAAACGUAAAAAAAAGGAAAACAAAUAUUGAUUAUAUAUCUUAUAAUAGCAUAGACAAGGAAAAUUCUUCAAAUUUUACGUGGAAAAAAAAUAUUUGUAAUGAUGAUUUAUUAAAAAAUGUAAAUGAAAAUAAUAAUAUAAAAUAUAAUUUUUAUGAAAAUGUAAAUGAAACACCAAAGCAAAAUUAUAAUAUGAUAAAUUUACCUUCAAAAGAUAAUGUAGAUAAAGAUAAUAAAAAUAAAGAUAUAAACAAAUUUAGAAAUACAUAUUUGAGUAAUUAUUAUAUACCACAUAUUGAUUUAUUAUUUAUUAUUUUAGACUUAGAAGUGUUUUACUACUUUGAAAAAAAAAACUAUAAAAAAAUAAUAGUAAUCGUUGAAAAUAUAUUGAAUAAAAUAAUAAACAAAUGUGAUUACAACACAAAAGAAUAUUUGAGAUCAUCUAUAUCUUAUAUUUAUAAUUAUUAUCAACAAAUAUAUAUUACUAAUAAUAAAAUAAAUAUUCAAAGUUGUACAGUUAUUAGGCACAUAUUUAACCUUUAUGUAAAAUCUAAAGUGUUCCAUUUAAGCAAAAAGAUUAAAAAAUACAUAUUUAAUUGUAAAAAAAAUUAUACAAAUAAUGAUUUACUGAAAUCAAAUUACAAUAAAAUCUAUAAUAAUUUUUUAAAUGAUGACAAAUGGAAAUAUUUUUUUUAUUUUAAUAAAGUUGUAAGUAUUAAUCAUGGCAAAGAAAGGAAAGAACAAAAAAAAAAAAUAAUAAUUGACAAUUUAUUAGUUAUACAUAUAAAUACAUUAUUAUUUCUUAUAUUCUAUGAAUAUUUAUCGAAAUAUAUUACUAAAAAUUUUAUAUUUUUUUUUAGAUUCUUUUUUUUUUUGUUUAACAAAUUAUGUAUUGAUAUUUUAAGGUUGGUAAAUGAAUCAAAUCAUUUAGAAUUUUUUAAUAUUUUUGAUUAUAUAAAUAAUUCUAAUGAUGAAAAAGGAGAAGUAAUAGAAAAAUUAAAAAAACAACUAUGUAGAAGCAAUAAUUUAAUGGAUAUAAAUAAUAAUAAACUCAUUCACUCAAAAAAAAAUAUAAAAAAAAGUAUAAAUAAACAAAUUAUUAUAAUUGAUAUUGAAGAAUUAUUAGUUACUUAUAUUCAAAUAAAUUUUAUUUUUUGUAGAUCAUGUUGUUUUCUUACUUUUUUUAAAAAUGUGUGUUCUCAAAAAUAUGAAAUAAUUUUAAAAGAAAACAUUACUAAUAACUAUUUUGAAAAAUUUAAAAAUAAUAGAUAUUUUUUUGACUUUUUUGAUUUUAAAAAGGAGGAAAAAAAAAGUAACGAAAAAAUUGAUGAUGAAAAUGUAGGAAAUGAAAGAUUAGAGAAUAUUUAUGAUAUAAAAGAUAAAAAAAUAAAUACUUCCUAUGAUGAAAAUUCCGAUGAGAAAUAUGAAAGUGAUACUAGUAGCAUUAAUGUAUCCCAAUCAAGUUUUACAUUAAUAGAAUAUACUGAUUAUUCCAAUAAUUUAGAUUAUAUAUUUUUAGAAUUUAUUUUAGAAAAAAUUGAAGAAAUGGAUGUAGAUCAUUAUUAUAAAAAUGUUUUAAAAAAUUGUUAUUAUGUAAUAAAAAUAGAAAUGUUUUAUAAUUUUAUUUACAAUAAUGUAGAAACGUUAAAACGAUUCUUAUAUUUAAAUAAUGUUUAUUAUUUAUAUAAAUUGUAUUAUCACAUUUUUGUAUGGAAUAAUAAAAUAUGUAAGAAAAAGGAUAUAACAUCAAAGACAAAAAUUUACAAUAAUUUGUAUACAAAUAGCAGUAUAUAUAAUAAUAUAUUUGAUGUGUUUCCUUUAAAUGAUAUUUUAAGAGAAAAAUUAAAUAUAAACUAUAUAAAGCUAAAAUGUUAUGAUACUUGCUCUUUUGAUAUAAAUCCUGGUAAUAUUGAUAGCCAAAAUUUAGCUACUCAAUAUAAUAACGAGAAUGUAAUAAAUAACAUUAAAAAUAAUAUAUUUCAGGAUAAUUAUAUAGAAAAUGAUUUUUUUUUAUGUAACAUUUAUAAUUUUAACUUAAAAUUAUUUCAUCCCUUAAAUAUUGAAAAUAAUUUAAAUAAGGAAAAACAGAACAUAUAUAAUAGUUUAUUAAUCAUUAAUAAAAAUUAUUUAAUAAAUUUAAAAAUGAAAUAUAAUAAAAUAAAUAAAUAUAUCAAUAACUAUAUGUUAAGUAUUUACUAUAUAGUACUAUUUUUUUAUUUUAAUGAAUAUAUAGAAAAAAAUAAAUUGUCCUUUUAUUAUAUAAUAUAUAUUUUUCAAAAAAAAUUUGAUACAUUUAAUAGCAAUAUUUGUAAUAUUUCUUUCCUUAAUGAAAAAAUGAAAAGUUCAGAAAAAAAAAAUUAUAAUUCCUUCAAAAUAUAUAAACAGAAUCAUUUAAAAAGAAAUAUCUUUCUUAUUUUUGAAAUUUUAAAUAAUAUAUAUGAUAUAUAUUAUAACAACGUAUUUGAGAAUCCCAAUUUAUGUAAUGAAAUAGUAAUAAAAAUUGAUGUAAAACUAAUUGGUUAUUUAAGUGAAAUAUACAAAAUUGCAUUUCUAUAUAAGAAUUUUCAUCAUUGUAUACAUAUUUUGAUAUUAUGCGUAAUGUUUACAUCUAAAUUUUGGUCAAUAUUUAUAUUUAAUGAAAAACAUGAAUAUAAAAAAUUUUGUGGAAGUUCAUAUAAAAAUAAUAAGGAAAAGGAAUACAAAAAGACAGAAAAAAAAAAGGACGAAAAAAAAGAUACAUUUAGUUAUAAGGUAAGCACAAAUGAUAUAAACUCAAAAGAAAAAAAAAAAUAUAUUUUUAAUAAUGUCAUAAAAGAAAAACAAGACAAAUAUAAACAGAGGAAACAUAGAAGAACAUAUAUCUUAGAUAUAAUAUAUAACAAAAUAACAUCAAAUGUAAAUGAAAAUAAUAUUAAAGAAAUAUAUAAUGAUUUACAUAAUUACAUGCAAACGUUAAUAAUUUGUGUAUCCAUUUUUUAUCUAGCUUUUUUGUGUAUGGAAAAAGUAUAUAAGAAUAAAUUUAAUAUCCUUUUUUUAAAUUCUGCUAAUAAUAUUUAUUAUUAUUAUUUAGACUUUUUUGAAUAUAUUAAAAAAUUUUGCGAGAAAUAUUGCGCAGAUAAAUUAUAUUUAUCCAAUUUUUUUUUUGAUAAUUAUCACUUAAAUUUAAUUAAUUUGAAAUUUCAAGCUCAUGUAAAAGCAAAAAUAUAUAAAUUGAAAUUAGAAAAAUCAAAAAAAACAAAUAGAAACAAUGUAAAUAAGAAAAUUUUUUAUAAAAGUACCAAUGAUAAUAUGUGUAAUAAGAAUAAUAUAAUUAUAGAAACAAAAUGUAUUCUUAGAAAAAAUAAUAAUAGUGAUAUUGAUUAUGAUAAUUUUAUAUAUUCAGAUAAUUAUUAUGAACAGAUUCAUUCGAAUUUUUCUUAUUUAUUUUAUUAUAAUGAAAGGGUAAUUAAAGAUUGUAUUAAUAAUUUAAAGAAAAUAGAAAAAAAAUACGAAAAUGAUCAUAAAAAUUUUUUUAAAAAUAAUAUUUGCUUAUAUUUUAAUAUUAUUAAAUAUUUAUAUAAGAAAAAGACAAAAUAUUUAAGUCUUUUGUUAUUUGCUAAUACUUACAUUAUUCCAAUUAUAACCUUUAUGAAAUUUACUAUGAUUAAAUAUUUUUCUUACUUUAAUAUAUCCUCUGAUUUUUUUUCUCUUAAAUUUGAACAUCCUUUGUAUGAAUUUGAUAUUGAUAUGAUAACAAAAAUAAAAAAAACAGAUGAUGAAAAAGAAAACUUAAAAAUAAGCAACAAAGUUAUUCUUAUGAAUUUAGAAAAUCUUUUUUGUAAUAUGUUUUUAAACAAAGAUAUUUUUUAUUAUAUAAAAUUUAUAAAUUUAUAUUAUAAGAAGAUUUCUAAAAUACUAUAUAAGGUAAAUAAUUUUCUUCUUAGUUAUUAUUAUUUAAAGAAAAAUGUUUUAUUUAUAUGCAAUUUAAUUUAUUUUCCAGAAAUUAUUCAUAAUUAUUUUCUAUUAACAAAUAUUAUUUUGACUUGCGGAAAAGAAAGAAUUGAGUUAUUAACUCAAGAAGAAAUUUUUUUUGAAAAUUUGAAUGAUGAUUUAGAUAUAUAUGAAAAAAAAAAAUUUGAUAAUAAUGAAGAAACCCCAAAUAAACAAAAAAUAAAAGAUAUUGAUGAUUUUAAAAUUUAUGAAGAUGAUGAUUUCUUAAAUAUUAACUACAUAGAAACUCCUCUUAAUACGUAUUUGACUAAAAGGAAUAUAUAUGAAUAUAAAAAUUUAUUAAAUAGAUUCUUUGAUUAUUUAAAUUUAAUAAUAGGAAAUAUUGACAAUAUGGAUAUGUUGACCACUAAAUAUAAAAAGGAAAUUCUUCACAUAUAUUGUUUAAUUAUUUUAAAAAAAAAACAAUCACAUCAUUUUUACAGUAGUAUAAAGAAAAUACAACUUAAAAAGGAAUCUGCAACCUAUGAAAAUGAUACAAAAAUAUAUGAAAACAAUAAAAAUAAAACUACUACUGAUUUAAUUAAUAAAAUCAAUUUAAAUAAAGAUUUAAAUUUAAUGGGUCAAAUAAAUUUAAAAGACGAAAUAAAUUUGAAGGAUAAUAAUACAAAUGUAACUAAUGAACAUGAAAUAUUUGAUACAGAAAAUAUUAAUUAUAAUGAACUAAAUAAGGAUAAAAAUGAAAAAUGGAACGAUCAAAUAAAUUAUUUUGGUAUAGAAUUUUUAACAUGUUUUAACAAUUGUAACAAAAAAAAAAAAACUUUUUUUAAUUUUUUAUUUGAAAAUUUGUUUCUUAUAAAUAAUGUAGAUACAGAUAUAUUUAAUAUUUCUCUAAAUAAUGAAGAAAAAACCACUAACAUUAUAAAAUUUUUCGUUCUCAAGGAUAUAAAUAACAUUAAAGUUAUAAAUUAUAAAAAUGAUUGCUACAUAAAUAAUUUUAUAGAAAGUAAUGAGAAUUUAAAUGAAGAUGGGGAAAGUAAAAUGAAACAAUAUGAAGAUACAAGUAUAAAUAUAGAAGAAAAUGAAUUUCUUGAUUAUAAUAAUUUGAAUUUAUGUUUAAGUUCAUUUAAGCUUAAUGAUAUUUUAGUUUUAAAUUACUUAUAUUUAAAUUAUAAUUUUAAGGAUAAUUUAAUUUAUGUUAGAAAUUAUGUUAAUAAUAGAUUAUUUACAUAUAAUUGUAGAAGAAUGAAUACUUAUUUUAUUAAAAUAUUAUUAUACUAUAUAAAUUUGAUGUUCUUAAAUAUAAAAAAUAUAUUUUGUGAUGACUGCAUAUAUACUAUAAAAAAACAACAAUUUUUAAACUCUUCAGCAAAUGACUGUUCUAGGAAUAUUUUUUUUUUGUUAUUCUUAAAAGUUUUUAAUUUUUUUAAUUUCUCUAAAGAAACUUUAAUUGAAAUAUGUUCUAAUUAUUUUCCAGGUAAUAAAUAUCAUAAAUAUUUAGAAUUUUUAUCAAAAAAUGAUGAACAAAAAGAUGAUAAUAUAAAAAUUAAAAACGCUUUUAAUGAAAACCAUUCGUAUAGGGGAAAUUCAGAAAAUACCAUUAAUAACAUUCUUGAUUUUAAUAAUAUCACAUUUGAUAAUUAUGAUAAAAUACUAUUUCUUAAUUUUGUAGAAAUUUUCCUGUUUCCAUCUAGAGAUUGCAGUUAUUUUGAAGUAUUAACUGUAUGCUAUGAAUUUUUAACAAAUAUUAAAGAUGGCAACAGUAAAAUUAUUAGAAAACAAAAAAAAAAAAAAAUGUACUUUAUUUUAAAAAUUAUUAUCAUAGAAGCAGAAAAUGAAAAAAAAAAUUAUUUUUUUCAAACUAUUUUAAUAUAUUUAUCCUUAUUGCUAUAUAAUACUCACAAAAAAUCAUUUAUCUAUGAAAUGAGAAGAAUUGCACAAUUUUUUUUAGAUUUCGUCUUUUUUUUCAUAGAGAAUAUAAAAAAUAAUUUAAUUAUUUUACAAAUAAUAGAAUCCUAUGCAAAUAAUUUAUAUAUCAUAGAUGAAAAUAAGAGAAGUAAUAAGUUUUGCUUUAGAAAAAAAAAAUAUUUCUACUUGUUAAAAUUUUACUUUAGAAAAUUAUUAUCUUUACUUUAUCUAUAUACAGACGAAUUAAUACCUUAUACUAUUAAAAGUAGUAUUGAUCAGGAAAUAAGUCAAAAAAAUUAUUAUAGAAAAAAUGUUAAUAAAAAUUUAAAUAUUGAAAUUAUAUAUAAUUAUGAGUAUAUAAAUCAAAUGGAUUUAAGUAAUUUUUGUUUUUAUUGGGAUUAUUCAAUAGUAUCAAUGAGUCAUGAUAAAAGCGAUUUAUAUAUUUCAAGAUGUUUUAAAAAUUUUCUAUUAUUAUUAAUUAAUUUAUUUAAAAAAAAUGAAGAUAAUAAUUUAGAUAAAGAAAUUUCUUUAAAUGAAGAAGGGUGUUUAAAUAAAGAAAACUGUUACUAUUUCUAUGAAAAAACAUCUAAUUUUUUUAAUAUUCUAAAUAAUAAGGAAAUUUUAGAAAAAUUUUUCGAUGAUGAUAAUAUUUAUAUGCUUAAAGAUAAUUUAAUUGAUUUUUUAUAUGAUAACAAGGAUAAUAUAAAGGAUAAUGUUAAUGAUAAAAAAAAAGAAAUAUUUAAAGAUUCGAAUUGCUAUCUUAAUUUUUAUAAAAAUAAGGUCCAUUUAAAUAAUAAUUUAUUAUUUGAAAAGAAAGAAAAUUAUAAAAACAAAAAUACAAAAGAUGAAAAUUUCGAUUCAGAAUAUAUACAUAGAAAAAAUGAAAAAAUAAAUGAAAACAAUGUAUUACAAAAUAGCUUUAAUUUGGAAAAAAAUAAGAAAAAAGAAAUAUUAAAUAAUAUGAACAAAGACAAUAUAUUUUUUUAUUUUGAUUCAAACAAUAUAUCUGAUAAUAAUAACAUAAAAGAAAACGUUGGAAUUAAUUUAGAGAUGCUACAUUUUUUUUCAUCUCUGUAUAGAAACGCUAGUAAUUGUAUCAAUAAAAAGAAAUAUGAAUAUUUUCAUGUUGAUAAAAUACACUUAAAUAUAGAAAAAUUUACUUUUAAGGAAAAAUGGAAUUAUAUAAAAAAAUUAGAAAGAAUUUUAAAACAGUAUCAACAUAUGAUAAAAAUAAUGUGCGAAAUAUUACAUGAAUCAAAAAAUGUAGAUAGAAAUAGAAGUAAUUUAAAAAAGUUUAUUGACUUAUGGUGGAAUAAUAGAUACACAUUAGAACAGCAUUUGAAAAUACUAAAUUUAGAUAUAUCUAAUAAUUUAGGUUUUUCUAUACAUAAAUUAAUAUCUGCUCCUUUAAUUACUUUAAACAUUAAGAAAAACAAUGACUGUAAUGAGAAUAAUAAUUAUUCAAAUGAUAUUUCAAAAAAGAAUAUAACAAAUGAGGGGAAUAUCAAACAUGUAAAUAAAAAUAUAUGUGGCAUUAUUUCACCUGCUAAUAACCAAAAAUAUUAUUUAAGAAGCAAUUUUGAUAUUUUUGUAGUUUUUUUUUAUUAUUCUAAUAUGUUAAAUAUUAUUUCGUGGAUAAACAAAUGGAAGAAUUUUUUUCUUUCAAUAAAAUAUUGGGACGAAUUGAAUUUUAUAAAUAUUCUUUUAAAUUUAAGUGUUUUUUCUAUUGUUAUAAAAAAUUGUAACAUUCAAAUUAAUCAAGUAAAAAAAAAAUAUUUGAAGUUCAAUCACAAUAUAAAGAAAGACAAUAAUUAUAAUAAUAGCAUGCUAGUUAAAAAAAAUUCAUUAGAUAUAAAUAAAACAGCAACAUGCUAUUUGCCUUUUUUUAAUAAAGAUAUUGAAACUAUAUUAACUUCAGAAAAGAAAAUUGAGAAAAAAAGAGGAAGAAGAUAUACAUAUUCUGAAAAUGUAAAUUUACAGAAAAAUGAUGAUGAACUGGAUAUUACUAAUAAGCCAAAUUGUAGCAUAAAAGAAAAAAAUAGUGUAAAUAAAAAUUAUAAUAAUCCAUUAGAGGAUGAUGAAAAUUCAACAAUGUCAAAUAUUAAUAAUCAAUAUAGGAUUACCUCACCAAACAUAAAAGAAAAUAUUUAUUUGUGUAACACGAACAGUAAUAUUAAAAAAAUUAGAAAAACUACCAAUAUAAUUAAUAACUUAAAUAAUUCAAAUAUAUAUGAUAAAGAUGUUAUUAAUAAAAAUGAAAAAAGACAAAAAAAAAAAGACAAAAAAAUAAAUUCAACAAUUUACAAUUAUUUGAGCCCACUGAAAGUAGAUGAUUCAGAAAGUUCUAGAGAUAAAUAUGGGAAUGUUUUUUUGAAAAACAAAAAAAAAAGGAUUACAGUAGCAGGAACAUUAAAUGUGAAUGAAAUAAAGAAAGAUGGAGGGAAAAAAGAAAAUAAUUAUUUAAAAUAUUUAGAUUUAAAAAAAAUAUGUGAUAAGGGUAUAUUAAAAUGUUCAUUUUUAAAAUUAAGAAUGUAUUUAUAUAAUAUAUUAAUAGAUAUAUUUGAAAACAACCAGGUUCAUCCGAAGGAGAUCUUUAAUAUCUUUAAUAAUAUUACUCACUCAUUUAUUACUGAUAUUAUAAAAUGUAAUAUAUUAGUAGAUGAAUCAGAUAAAGAAAAAUAUAUAUAUGUUAGGAGUAUAGAAAGUAAAAGAACUAGAAAAAAUCCAAUUAUUAUAUACAUACACAAUAAUUUAAACAGGCUUCCUUUUGAAAAUUUGGAGCCUUUAAAAGAUUCUUACAUAGUUAGAGGUGUACAUAAAAGUGUAACAUCUUAUUUAUAUGAAAGAUUGUUAAGAAAAAUAAAAAAAGAAGAAAUACAAAGCAAUGAAGAUAUAUUUUCAAAUAGCAGUGAAGGUGAGCUUACAGAAAAAAAAUACAAAGAUGAUGGAAGUGAGGAAUUUGAUAUGAAUGAAUAUAUAAAACAAGAAUAUUGUAAAAAAUGGAAAUUACCUAUGUGUAAGGAUAAUAAGGAAACAACACUUAUUUAUAGUUAUGAUUUAUGUGAAUCCUUAGAAUCCAAAGAAAAAAAAAGAGAUAUGGAAAUUAUAGUUAAUAGAAAUGAAAAUAAUACCAAUGAAAUUGAUAAUUUACAAUAUUUAAAAAAGAAAAAUAUUAGUGUUUCAAAAAAUAAAGCAGAUAUGUUUUAUGAAUUAUUAAAUUAUCAAGAAAAAAAUAUUUCUAAAAAGGAUAGCUCCAUUAAUCAUGAUAAUAAUAUUCAAAUAACAGUAGUUGACCAUAAAAAUAAUUUUGAUAAAUUAAAAACAGAUAACAAAAAUUAUGAUCAUUGCCAUUCAAUUUACUCUAUAGAGUGUAAUAAUAAUGAAGAAAAACGAAAGACAAAGAGUAAUAAGAGUAAUAAAUUGAAUAUACAUGAUAUAUAUAAUAACUCGAUAUAUUCAAGUAGCUCUGAUUUAGAAAAUAAAAAAGAGUUACAAAGUAAAGAUAUAUAUAAUCUGAUUAUUACUAAGGAUGAAAAAAAAGAUAUUAAAAAUGAAAAAGAAAUUUGUGAAAAAGAGAAAAAUAGUAAAAAAUCAAGGAAAAGUGUUUGUAUUGAAUAUUCUUUUAUUAAUCCUUUUAAUAACAAGAAUAAAAAAAAGUCAAUGAAUUUGCCAUUCAACGAAAAAGAAUUUAAUAAUAAAGAUAAAAUAAUCAAAGAAAAUGAAAAUACUGUUCAUAAUAAUUUAAAAAAGGUUGAAAUAGAUAAAUUGAAAACAUGUAAAUUGAGAAAAAGAUCUAGUGUAAAAAGUUCUUAUCCAUCUUCUUCAUCCUCUUCAUCUUUAUCUUCUGUGGAAUUUAUUCAAAAAGAAGAUGAGCUUCGUAAAAUAUUUAUGAAUGCUAGAAAAUCAAUGAAUAUUCAUAAUAUAAUGGGUAUAUAUAAAAAGGAUUCAUCUGAUUUUUGUAAUUUCGAAAAGAAAAGAAAAAAAAGUGUGAGUGAAUCAGAAGCAUACUUUGAUAAAGAGAAAAAAUUAAGUUCUUUAGUAGAGUCUUGUAGAAAAGAAAAAAGAAGAAGUUAUUCAACAGAUGUAGAGCACCUUUCAAAAUCAUCAAAAAAAAAAUAUAUAAAAUACAUUCCUUAUUAUAUUAAUAGUAGUAGAUUGAUUGAUCCUAAAAAAAGUAAAAUAUUUUUUGUAAUAAAUCCUAAUGGAGAUUUAAAAAGAACGGAGGAUGCAACAUAUCCAUUCAUAUAUUUUAAAAAUAAAGAAAAAUAUAAGUACAAAAAUUGGAAUGGAUUUUUUGGUAAGGUUCCUUGUGAAAAUAUUUUAUUAAAACAUUUAUGCAACGAUGACUUAUAUUUAUAUUGUGGCCAUCAAGGUGGGGAGCAAUAUAUAAAAAAGGAAAAUGUUCAAAACGCUAUUUUAAGCUAUGAUGAAAAUUUAAAAAAGGAUAAAAAGGAAGAAAGAAGUUCAAAGUUAAAAAAAAACAGUGAAAUUGAUGUUUCAAAAGGUAAAGAAGAAAAUAAUUGUGAUCUUUUAUCAGAAUGUAACAAAAAGAAAAGAAGAAAUUCUUGUAAAUUUGAUACAAAGAAAACUAUUAUUGAAAAACGAUCUAAAAGAAAAAGUUUAGGAAAUUUGAAUGAUAUAAAUAAUGUCAAUAACUUAUACUCAAAAAAUGAAACAGAUGAUUUCAAUUUAAUUCUUAAUAAAAAUGAUGGAAUAAAUUGUUGUGUGUUUUUAAUUGGUUGUAGUUCAGGUUUAGUUUCAUCACAUGGUUUCGAUUUAGAUGUUUGGGGAACUCCAUAUGACUAUAUUGUUGGUGGAUGUAUUUUUAUUUUUGGUAAUUUAUGGAAUGUAACCGACGGGGAAGUAGACGGAUUUACACAGAAUUUUUUUUGGAAAUGGACUCAGCCAAAUUCUUCUUCUUUAUUUCAUUCAAACUAUAAUUAUGUAAAUAAUUAUGUGCAAAUGGACAUGUUAAGAAUUAAUUUUAGUUUAUUUAUAAACUUAUUAAAGAAAAAUUAUCAAAGAGAAAAGGAGUUACAUAAUCAAAAUAUAGAAAAAAAUAAUUUAAUAAUUGAUAUUAGUGAUAACUUUGUUACUCUAGAUAUAGAUACUUAUAAAUAUUUUAAGAAGAAUAAUUUUUUUUAUGAAUAUUUUCAAAAUUGCUAUAAUUGUAAAAUAAUCUUAAAUCAAAAUAUUUUUAAUAUAAAUCAAAAUCAAAAAUAUCUUUGGUUAAGUAUGACUGAAGCAUUGGUUGAAGCUAGGCAAUUUUGUCGCCUACCCCAUACAACAGGUUCUGCUGUUGUCAUUUACGGCUUACCUUUAUAA
Messenger RNA from Plasmodium relictum, 14730 nucleotides. RefSeq names its product peptidase family C50, putative. Gene Ontology annotation, cellular component: cytoplasm; nucleus; centrosome. Gene Ontology annotation, biological process: meiotic chromosome separation; proteolysis. Gene Ontology annotation, molecular function: cysteine-type endopeptidase activity. The record is from RefSeq and is a predicted model, not a curated record. The coding region runs from base 1 to 14730 and encodes 4909 amino acids. The transcript has a single exon. Lineage: Eukaryota; Apicomplexa; Aconoidasida; Haemosporida; Plasmodiidae.